UAAUAAUCACGAAUUUCUAAAAGCACUGGUCACCGGUCAAAAGGAAAAAUUAUUUCGAAGUUCUGAUUGUGGAUUAAUGAAAAUGACCCGUCUCUGAUUCGUCGAUUGCCGCCUGCCGGUUUGUACUCAGUCAAUCGCUUUAAUUCAAAUGGGAGUUUGGUGUCGAGUAAAAAAUCUUUUAUUUGGCGUGGCUAUUGGACGCACAGUAAUUGACACGUUUGGUUCUGUGGCCAGAGUUGAUGGAAUUUCUAUGCAACCAACAUUCAAUCCAAAUACCACAGUGGACUUUGUGUUCCUAUCGUAUAUUCCAGUGCGAUUUGAUUCUAUUAAGCGCGGUGAUAUUAUUGUAGCCAUAUCACCUAGAAAUCCAAACGAAACAAUUAUUAAGCGUGUAAUCGGUGUUGAAGGUGACGUUGUACUAUCAAAAAAGAAGAAUAAUACUUCAAGGAUACAAAAUUUUAUUCCUAGAGGAUAUUAUUGGAUUGAAGGUGAUCACAAAGGCCACACAUAUGAUUCUACUAGUUUUGGACCUAUUUCUAAAGGACUUGUUGUUGCUAAGGUUUCAGUUAUAAUCUGGCCUCCUAGUAGAUGGCAACUACUCCAAUCUCAAGUUCAUAAAUAAGAGUUAACAAAUUCAAGACAUCGUUACUUAUCAAUUCGAGUUGAAAAGGAUAAUUAGCAUCCAGUAUAUUUGACCACAAAUUAUGGCUUGAAGAAGAUAGCAUAAUAUUUCAAGUUUAAAUAGAUGUAUCUAUUUAAUAUAAAUAAUAUAAUAUUAAUUUUAUGGUUUUGUAAGGUUGUAAUCACAAAAUAUUGCUAAUAUUUUAAACAAUGGUACUUUUCAUAUAUACCUAUAUAUAUUUAUAAUAUAAUAUUAUUUGUGUUUAAGCUCGCUACAAAUAAUUUUGUGGUUAAAAAACUCUAAGCAUUAUAUUAUAUCUAUAUAAACAAACAGGGUUAUGGUAGUUUGAUAUAUAAAAUAUUUGAUACUUUUAGAAUUAAUUGAAAUUUAUGUCUUCAUAUUAAAAUUAUAGAUACAUUAUUCAUUUUUUUAUGUUAUUUAUUUAGUAAAAUUAAACUGUAUUAUUAUAUUAGUUACAAGUUUACAACUUUGAAUUGUAUUUUGAAGAAUACUGUUGUGAUUAUAAAGAAUAUAUACAAUUUUAUUAUAAAUAGAAAUAGAGAACAUAUGAGAAAUUCACAAUGUUAAAAAAAAUUGUUUAAUUAUUGUUUAUUUAUGAAGUCUGAGCUUAAAUAUUUAAAUAAUUAAGUUACCAUAAUUUUUUAUUUAUAUUCAUUUGUGCAUAAAAGUCCUGGUUACCCCUUAAAUUUGUUGAUUAUAACUCAU
Messenger RNA from Metopolophium dirhodum (rose-grain aphid), 1348 nucleotides. RefSeq names its product mitochondrial inner membrane protease subunit 2. Gene Ontology annotation, molecular function: serine-type endopeptidase activity. Bases 149 to 622 code for a protein of 157 amino acids. Lineage: Eukaryota; Metazoa; Arthropoda; Insecta; Hemiptera; Aphididae. The transcript is spliced from 3 exons. Gene Ontology annotation, cellular component: mitochondrial inner membrane peptidase complex; membrane. The record is from RefSeq and is a predicted model, not a curated record. Gene Ontology annotation, biological process: mitochondrial respiratory chain complex assembly.